UGCCGCUGAGCGGGAGCUGAGAAGAAACGAAACCACUGGAGUGGAAUAUUUUUCGCUUAAGGAGUUCAGUAAUUCGCACGGGUAAUCGCAACAGUCGAAAUCCAAAGGCGAUCUAUUUUUUCCCCUUUGAUAAUCGAAGGAUGGCUCUUGAGAACAUUCGACUGAUGGAGACCCCGUAUCCGGACCUGGUGCUGGAUGCAGGCACUGUAGACUUUGGGGAAACGCAUAGGAAUAACAUGAAAAAUAACUCCUUGAAAAAGGCGCAGUGCAGAAAGAUAGUUAUAUCAGUAUGUGCGCUUUUAAAUUCUGGUGGUGGAAUCGUUCAUGCGAAAGUGGGGAAUAAAGAUUACAACCAGAAAAAAGAUGCAAUUGGAUUAGAUAUAGAACAAAAAGUUUACGAUUUGGUAAUAGAUCCAUCAUUCGUUGAAUUCACGCAGCAAGGUAGCACCAUGAUGAUUUUUGUGCAGUCGUGGUCCAAUAGCAUUAAUGAAGGAAGGAAUUUGCCGCGGUUGUGUUCUAUAGCAACUAAAGUUUACCGUAGGACAGGCACUCAGUGUAUUCAAUUAAGACCCCUUCAAGUGGAGGAUUUAUUUAGAAAAAAAUCCACUCCAUCCCGAAGUAGUGAUGAAGAAGAUUCAGGUUCUAGUAAUGGCCCAGCAGCAAAAAGGCCUUGUUCAAUCCCUAACUGUGGGAAUACUGAGUCACCUUUUGAUAUGUUAGAUCAAAAAGAAUUUCAAUAUGGUGAGGUUUUUCAUUUCGGUGAGUCUGCACACAUUGAAUUUAAAGAUUUUUCAAGGGAAAAUACCUCAGAAAGGAUAAAGGAAGCAAUUCCAUUAAUAAUGUCUUCCUUUGCAAAUGCAAAUGGUGGGUUUAUAUUUGUAGGUGUCACUGAUUCGAGGGAAGUUGUUGGAUGUAGGCUUGAAGAACCUGAUAGUUUUAUCUCAAACAUCAAAAGAAAACUAAAGAUGGUGCAUAAUUGUUCCUCUCCAAGGGACAUUGAUUACAGACUUAAUGUUGCCAGUGUUAUGAAGGGAUCAGAAGUGGUUGGCUCUUUGAUAAUGUUAUAUGUGAAGCAGUUCUGCUGUGUAGUGUUUGCUGACAAUCCUGACAGCUGGACCGUGGACGAUGACCUCGUUAAGAGAAUGGAAUAUACUAAAUGGGCUAAGAUGUUGUUGGCUAAAGAUCGUGAGAUUGGAAAACUCUGUAUGAAUUUUAAGAAUGAAUUAAAUGUGACUGCAUCACCACCGAGGUGUAAGCCUGUGUUUUCAGUUGGAGGGGAUGACUCUGUGGACAAGCUGGUACAAAGGUUCUACAAAGAUGACUGUAAAUCCUUUUGUGGAAUUAAAACAUUUCCAGACACAGUCCAUAAGGAACUAUUUCGUGGUCAUCCAGGUUUGGAACACCUGCUCCCUGGAAUGAAACCUGGAGGAAGAAAGGGGGUUCUGAUAUUCUCCAGAAGCUGGGCUGUUGAUAUAAACUUACCAAAGCACAAUGGUGUAAUAUGUGAUGCCCUGCUCCUGGCCACGGGUGGAGCUCCACUGCUCUAUACUAUUGUCAGAGAAGAAGAUGAUGCAAUAAUUGAGUAUUCACGAAACACAGCCAUGUCCAUCAAACAAAAGCUGGUGAAUGUGGGUGGAUAUACAGGAAAACUCUGUGUCAUUCCUAAAAUCCUUCACUAUGUAGACCCUGAAAUGGCUAAACAUGGUAAUGCAAGCAGUCAGCAGCAGACUGAGAAUGUGUUACAAGUUCGGUACCCACCAAGUUAUGAAGACUUAACAGAAGAUAACAUCACAAAAUUGCUGAAAGCAGUCACCAUUGUCCUACUUCAAUUCACGUCUGUCCUAACAAUUUCAGAUCCUUCAUUCAAAACACGACAUUGA
Messenger RNA from Amblyraja radiata (thorny skate), 1880 nucleotides. Its product is annotated as schlafen family member 13-like. The coding region runs from base 141 to 1880 and encodes 579 amino acids. The record is from RefSeq and is a predicted model, not a curated record. The transcript has 5 exons. Lineage: Eukaryota; Metazoa; Chordata; Chondrichthyes; Rajiformes; Rajidae.